This is a messenger RNA of Aureobasidium namibiae CBS 147.97, 1920 nucleotides long. Its product is annotated as kinase-like protein. The record is from RefSeq and is a predicted model, not a curated record. Gene Ontology annotation, molecular function: protein serine/threonine kinase activity; ATP binding. The transcript is spliced from 6 exons. Bases 1 to 1920 code for a protein of 639 amino acids. Gene Ontology annotation, biological process: intracellular signal transduction; peptidyl-serine phosphorylation. NCBI's taxonomy places the organism in Eukaryota, Fungi, Ascomycota, Dothideomycetes, Dothideales, Saccotheciaceae.
AUGAACCCCAACAACCAGCAGCAGUCCAACCGACUGCAACUCAACUUCGGAUUCCAAGGCGCUCAGAACUUUGGCGGCGCUGAGCAGGGCCGUGCCUAUCCCACCACCCCUUCGACCUUCCCGCAACCCUUUCCCAAUCCUCAGGGACAGCAAGAAGUCUGGGGUACCGCCCAGCCUGGUAUGAACAGUGGCUUCACCAACCAAGGCUAUUUCGCAAACAACCCCUAUACCUCAGCCCAAGCACAGCAGCAAGCACAACAGCAGCAGCUCCAACAACAACCACCACCACCACAACAGCAGCAGCAGCAGCAGCAGCAGCAGCAGCAGUACCACGAUGCCGCUACAAACGGUCUGGUGCACCAGUUCUCCAACCAGAACCUUGGUGGCACACCUCGCGCCCAGAGCCCUUAUGCUCGUCAAGUUUCACCCAACCCCAACCCAAACCGUCCGCGUACCGCCAACUCGACCCACCAACAGCAACAACAACACUACUCGGGACCGUCUUUGUCGGAUGAAGAGCCGCCGCCAAAGAACCCAGAGCGCUUCUCGACAACCAUUGGCAACCGUGCAAAGCUACAGACGGAGCUGGUCAGCACCUUCUUCCGUGACAGCGUGGAGCGAGCUCGCGAUCGCAACGCACGUGCCCAAGAGCUCGAGACGAUCAUGAAGGAUGCCACAGUAUCAGACUCGCGCAAACAGCAGAAGACGACUAGCAUGCGUCGCUCCGAAGCAAACUUCCUUCGUUUCCUUCGUACCAGCGAGAGGCCUCAGAAUUAUUCAACUAUCAAGAUCAUCGGCAAAGGAGCCUUUGGUGAAGUCAAGCUCGUGCAGCGCAAGCACGAUGGCAAGAUCUAUGCCCUCAAGUCGCUCGUCAAGGCCGAGAUGUUCAAGAAGGAUCAGCUCGCCCAUGUGCGUGCCGAACGCGACAUUCUUGCCAAUGCCGAUAGUCCUUGGCUCGUCAAGCUGCACACGUCGUUCCAGGAUUCGACCUUCCUGUACAUGCUCAUGGAGUUCUUGCCAGGUGGUGAUCUCAUGACCAUGCUGAUCAAGUACGAAAUCUUCUCGGAAGACAUCACUCGUUUCUACAUGGCCGAGAUCACACUGGCUCUGGAAGCCGUGCACAAGCUGGGCUUCAUCCAUCGUGAUAUCAAGCCUGACAACAUCUUGCUUGACAGGGGUGGCCACAUCAAGCUCACCGAUUUCGGUCUCUCGACAGGCUUCCACAAGGAGCACAACGCCUCAUACUACCAACAGCUCAUGUCCAAUGCUCGCUCACGUGCAACCGCCGCAAACCGCCAGUCAGUUUCACUCGACCAGAUUCAGUUGACUGUCAGCAACCGUCAUCAAGUCAACACCUGGCGCAAGUCCCGCCGUCAGCUCGCAUACUCGACCGUUGGCACUCCCGAUUACAUCGCUCCCGAGAUUUUCAGUGGCAAGGGCUACGACUACCGCUGCGACUGGUGGAGUGUCGGCACCAUCAUGUUCGAAUGUCUGAUCGGAUGGCCUCCAUUCUGCGCAGAGGAGCCCCACGAUACCUACCGCAAGAUUGUCGACUGGCCUAGAAACUUGCACUUCCCUCCUGACCAACAGAUUGGCCCUCAGGCGGAGCACUUCAUCCGCAGUUUGAUCUGUGAUGCCGACAACCGCCUUGGUCGCCUUGGAGGUGGCACCGAGAUCAAGCAGCAUCCCUUCUUCCAUGGUGUUGUCUGGGAUCAACUUCGUCGUAUCCGCGCUCCUUUCGAGCCCAAGCUUUCGUCAGCAAUCGACACACAGAACUUCCCCAUCGACGAGAUUCCGCAGACGGACAACAGCGCUGCUCUGCGUGCUCAAAACGAGGCCAUGGGUGGAGAGGAAGCCAGUAUGAGCUUGCCCUUCAUCGGCUACACGUACAAACGUUUCGAUGCUUUCCGUGGAAGCUGA